AGUGGUGGGUGCCUGGGUGGAGCAGACGUCACCCCCGCCAGGGAGGAGCAACACGUGGUGGGCCGCUGCUGCUCCUCGCUCACACCUCCAUAACACAACUCCCACUCCCUCCACCCACAUAACAACCCAUUGCUUGUAACACACCCGCCCAAUUCUGCGGAAUACAACACUAGGUUGUGUUGUGUUCCACUCUUACGCAUGCACUUGGGGACUUAAGUGAGAGAGGUCCUAUGUAACAUCAUGAUUCCUGUGUUGACUGUAGUGCCAUGGUUUUCAAGGCAAGAAUGGAUUGAUGUUUAUAAAGCAGUAUUUUCUGACGACAUCAGCCGGUGGAAAGAUGCAAAAGACACGAUGAUUGUGUGGCAGGCAAGGGUUAAUAAGUUGCCUGCUGGUAUUGAUGUAACUUUGCCAUUACUUGAAGCCAAGAUAGUAGGUGCCGACCCCACAAUUGAAAACUCUGUCAAAUCUAUAAUGCUUGCAACAGCCGUACAGAGGUUUGUGAGCUCUAUUGUGAAGCUGCCUCAGACAAAGUACUAUCAUCAGCAGACGAUGCAUGAUCUUGCAAGUGAAAUUGAACUACCCAUACAUCUUGUUGAUCUUCGGAAUGAGAUAAUACAUGGCAGUGGGGGCUGGGCAGGUGGCCAAACUGUUCAGAAGGCACUCGAUACUGCGUGUGACUGGAUCAAGAGCUAUUAUUGGGAUGAUGAAUGGAAGAAGAUGCAAAAGUCUCCAGAAGAAUCUUCAGUACCACAGAUACCACAAGAUGAAUGGCAAAAGUUCUUGAAACUUCUUCAGUUUCAUGCUACUCUUGUGAUCCCUGAAUCACGCACUGCAAAGUUCAAGAACAAGUUUCGAAAAAAGGCUUGCCUUGACCUAGUUAAAACGCUAGAAAAAUUAUACCCUCAAGAUCCACAAGAAUGUAUGACGGCUAUUGUGUCACAUUUACUUGUUCCAGAAGCCAUGCCCAAUCUAAUAGAGCGACUUCAGCCUAAUGUAAACCGACCUUGUGGAUGCUUCUUUGAGAGAGAUAUCAUAUCUGGUGUAGAUCAUUUAAUAUCCUCCCUGCAUAUGGUAGAAGGAUCAACUGAACUACUUGUUUCAUGUCUCAUCAAAAAGGGAUAUGAAAAUCCCAAAGUGGCUUCAGAAUGGAUCCGUGUGUUGGCUGGAAGUAUUCUCGGAAUUAGUGUAUUCUAUGAUCAAAGUACAACCUGCAGGAGACACACUUUCAAUCUUGAUACAACUCUCUAUGUAAAAUGGCAACCAAUUCUCUUGGAGUUGCUAGAAGUGGAGGCAGAAUGGGCUACAGAUAUUGCUACUAGAAUCUUGAAUUGUCCUACUGCAGGCUUCACUGAAUCACAGAAAACGAGUAUAAUGGAGUUACUUCAGAUUCUGAAAGGCACAAACAUAGAUGACUCUGAGCAUGCAGAGAAAUCACUGAACAAUGUAAAGGAUGGCGUCUACACCAUUGAUGAUAUUGCCGAGAUUGCUCGGAAGCACUCUGAGAAAACACUGGCUAAGAUGGAAAGAUUUAAAAACUCUGUCGCCUUUCCUGGAGCAGUUGUGAUGGACGUCGAUGCUCCUUUGGGUGUCCUUGCUCAUCAGAGAGAGAAUCCAGUCUUCUACAAAGAACUGCUUCUUCCUAGUCCAGAUACAGGAGGAAGUCCUAUGGCCAAAAGACGCAAAACAUGAACCUUUCGGAUACUGUACAUGAAAUCUAUUAAAUUGAAAGUACCAUAUUUUGAAGGAUAUUGUUCAAGACCAUUGAAGGGCCAUUGUGUUAAUUUUCUUUAGUAUGCAGUUUGCAUAGAAAAAUUAAAGAUGUUUAUGGAAAAUAUGAUUGCUUUGAUCCAACAAAUCAUUCCCUGGGAAAAGGGGAGUGAAGGUACAUAAUUAGCAAGAAAAAUUAAGGAUUAAUAAAGCACGUGUAAGUUGCUUGAGUAUUAAUGGAGAUGCACAUAAAAUUAGAAUUACUUAUUUGGAAACAUCAGUGCUACUGUUUCCAACUUUGUUACACUAACCUCUGGAGUUUUCAUAACUUAAUCAGCAGACAAAACAUUUAUAAAUAUUAAUAUAAAAGUCAUGUAUUUAACCCGCCAUCAGUGAUGGUUUAUUGUGAGGAUUAAAUCAUUAGUUUUCCUGCUAUAUAUAUAUAUAUAUAUAUAUAUAGAGCACUAUAAACUGUAUCAAAAUUUACACAUUAGUAACUUAUCUUGCAUUUAUAUACAAGUCCAAGCAUGUUGUGAUUUUAUCACUUACAUGAUAUCCAAAUCGAUGUGUUUAAUUUUUUUUUGCUUCUGCAGAACUAUUGUGCAUUUAACAUUUACACUGUGGGUGCUGCCUUGCGUCGCAGUGACUGCCCUCUUAUCUUGCUUGUUGAGAUGGCAUAAGUGCCAAGGCCUCUGACGUUACUUUGGUAGGUGGUAUCUCAUGGCUCAAGGGUACAUUCUCUUUAUUCACACUUUUAUGGCAUAUUAAUUACUACUGAUCUCAAUCUCCAUUGCAGCUUGGUUUAUUUUGUUGAUGCAAACAUUAUUUUCCAUCUCAGACAAUCUGCUGCACACUGCACACAUCACUGAAGCUCUCUUAUCCCUUAAAGUGCGGUUAUCAUCCUAUGACGAUCCCAAAACGUAAUAAGGUUAUCAUUUUAUGUUGAGUUUGGUUAAUAUUGUCUGGUUUUAUACAAAUGAUGUAAAUAUGGAUAUAACACAUCUAUGUGGAUGUAACAGACUUAACCUUGACCUGUGGAAAAAAUUCAGCUAUCGUUUUUAUUGCUUACUAUCGAUACAGAUGCUUUGUACCAUAAGCACAGCAAUUGAUAUCACGCUACAUCACGUUCACAAUGCUUCUUCAGACUUCCCCCAAAUACUCUAGCCAGAAAUGUAUAUGCCUUCAUCAGAAUGGGUUUUUUGAUACUUGGCACUUACCGCCUCAUUUUGAGGAAGGCUGGUUGUUUAACAGCCUGGAUGCCAAGUGGUUACUCUUUAUGCCAUCUGGCUACACCUGCAGUUUUUUCUGUUCCAGCUUUUGUUGAUCUUAUGUACAGAGUCCUUCACUGCUCGAGAACCAGAACAAAGCCUACACUUGGGUGUAUGCCAGCAAUCCUUAGCUUUGUGUCGAUAGCCAUAGCACACUCCAUAGGGCUGCUACAAACUCCAAAUGGUUUGGUGCCGCCUUUUGAUAUUUAUUCUAUAGGGUUUGUAUACCACUCCUUGAACCCACUUGGGGAGCAUAUGACCUGGCAAAUCAAUACUAGUCUGGUGGUUCAGGUUUGAUCCAGAGUAAGGUAAACCUAUUAAGAAAAAUAAUCAAUCUUUUUAUAUUCAUAUUCUGUACUUUCUGUAUCUCAUAGAUCGAGCGUAGUGAAUAUUCUUGAUAGUGAUAAGGAUAUUCUUAAAUGUUCUUGUUUCUUGAUGGAUUGUCUUGAAGGGAGAGCUGUACACCACCUUUGUUUCCCUAAAGUAGUUCAUCCAUAAUAUGCCAAACUUUUCUUGAAUUGUACAUGUGGGGAGUUGACAUGUAGGUGUAUCAGGUCAACAGUACCUGGUUUGCAAUGGUGGUUCAGCAUCUUGCUUUGACAAAAUCUUCGAUGCUACAGUUGUGCCAUUAGAAAAAGCCAGAUGUGUAUACUCUUUGAUGCUACUGGAUGGUGUCCAUCAGUUUUGCUGUGUUCCUGCUGUUCAUGUAACAUUUUGUUUAAUAUAUGAACAGAGUUAAAAUUACCUACCAUACUCGGUGCGUGAAAGCAUUGAGUAGACCUCGGCACCGUGUGAAAUUUCAAACUAAGUUGUCUAUAUUCUCUACUUGCUAGCAAACUCUGAUCAAAAUGCUAAAUAUGUACCCAACUCAAAGAUCAAUUAAUCCAUGGGAUAACUGGGUCCAAUCAGUAGAUUUUAUGAAUACAGUACACCAAAUUUAGUGAACAUGCUGCUGCAUUAUUAAAAGACAAUUGGCAGUGGAAUUAUAUACUGUGACUUGCAAAGCACUCCUGGCAAUGAAGAUAUGUAGUAAUAACAUCUAGAAAAUAGUGAUAUUUAUUUAAAUGUAUUUAUUUUGGCUGCUAAAGAAAAUAGAUUGGAGAUUAAAUUGUAUUGGAUUCUGUCACUUGUAGGGAUUUCAAUUAAAUCAAUGUUUUAUUAACAGUAAGAGAGAACCCAUCCUCCUGACAUUAUAGUAUCUUUAGCAACUAUUUUGUAAUGCAUAUAAGAAAAGGCAAAACCAAGCAUAAACAUUCCUGGGCCUAGUAUAGCACAUAUAUGUACCCAAGGUUUGCUAGGCCUAAGAUAGUAUAGUACUAUACUGGCUCUCAAACAUUCAUGUUUUCUACAUGUGAGUCACUUGAUUAAUUUAGAUUCAAAUGUUAUAGUAUACCAUUUUCUAUCUGUUGUGGCAACUCAAGAGGAUGGGGUGGACAAAAAUAUAUACAGUAUAAAAG
Messenger RNA from Procambarus clarkii (red swamp crayfish), 4432 nucleotides. RefSeq lists its product as uncharacterized. Gene Ontology annotation, biological process: maturation of LSU-rRNA; maturation of 5.8S rRNA. The record is from RefSeq and is a predicted model, not a curated record. Gene Ontology annotation, cellular component: Las1 complex; preribosome, large subunit precursor. Gene Ontology annotation, molecular function: endonuclease activity. Lineage: Eukaryota; Metazoa; Arthropoda; Malacostraca; Decapoda; Cambaridae.